Molecule: messenger RNA, 1419 nt
Organism: Colossoma macropomum (tambaqui)
Lineage: Eukaryota; Metazoa; Chordata; Actinopteri; Characiformes; Serrasalmidae
Product: vesicular inhibitory amino acid transporter
Exons: 4
Coding region: 1-1419 (472 amino acids)
Biological process (GO): amino acid transmembrane transport
Cellular component (GO): vacuolar membrane
Molecular function (GO): amino acid transmembrane transporter activity
Source: RefSeq, a predicted model, not a curated record
AUGGUUGAGGCAGUCAGCAGGAUGUUGUUCGUGGAGCGGGUGCGCACGCAGGCCGGGCUGCUGUGGAUGACCCACUUCAGCUCAGACGGAGAGGAGAACCUGGGUUUGGUCCAGAGAGAUGACCUGAACCGGACCUACAGAGAAAACAUCUCACCGUCCAGCUCUCAGAGCGAACACGAUGAGGAAGAUACAGAAAACACUCAGCCCAGAAUCACAACCUGGGAGGCAGGAUGGAACGUCACCAACGCUAUACAGGGCAUCUUCGUGCUGGGUUUGCCCUACGCUGUGCUGCAGAGUGGCUACACUGGGCUGCUGCUGCUGGUUCUCUCAGCGCUGCUCUGCUGCUACACUGGCAAAAUCCUCAUCUCCUGCCUGUACGAGGAAGACGAGGGCGGCCGGUCGCGGCGCGUCCGCCACACUUACGCCGACAUCGCUGACGCCUGCUGGUGCCGCCUGUGCCCGCGGCUGGGCGGCAAACUGGUCAACGUGGCCCAGGUGGUGGAGCUGAUGAUGACCUGCAUCCUCUACCUGGUCGUCAGUAGCAACCUGAUGGGCCACAGCUUCCCCUUUCUACCGCUGACCCCGGCCACCUGCUCGGCCUUGACCUUUUUGACCCUGAUGCCGUGCAUGCUAAUCCGCGACCUGAAGGUGGUAUCGCAGCUCAGCUUCCUGUGUUCCCUGGCGCACUUCCUCAUCACCUUCGUCGUGAUUGGCUACUGCCUGCGCCAGGCGCCGCGGUGGACGUACGGCGGGCUGAGGCUGGCGGUGGACUUUGACAGCUUCCUGGUGGCGGCGGGCGUCAUUAUCUUCAGCUACACGUCUCAAAUAUUCCUGCCCACGCUGGAGGGGUGCAUGGCGGACAGGGGGCAGUUCAGGGGCAUGAUGGACUGGACACACGCGCUGGCAUGUGUGCUGAAGGCCGCGUUCUCACUGCUGGCUUUACUGACCUGGGGGGAGGACACCAAGGAGGUGGUCAGUGAUAAUCUGCCCCCUGCUCUGAGAAUGAUGGUCAAUCUGUGUCUGCUGGCCAAGGCUCUGCUCUCGUACCCUCUGCCCUUCUACUCAGCCGCCCAGCUGCUGCAGACGGGUGUGCUGCGGACGGACACCGGGCAGUACGAGCGGUCAGUUGGGCCAGAGUGGCACACACUGGUCCUGCGCGCCUCCCUCCUCUUCCUCUCCUUCGUUAUGGCUCUGUACAUCCCUCACUUCUCCCUGCUGAUGGGUCUGACGGGCAGCGUGACUGGAGCGGUGAUGACUCUGCUGCUGCCCGCUCUGUUCCACCUGCAGCUAAAGUGGAGCCGGCUGAGCGCUGCGGGGAAGCUGCUGGACGCGGUCAUCUUGGGCCUGGGCUGCAUCUGCAGUCUGGCCGGAGUCAUCCGCUCCAUCAGGGCCAUGAUCCAUGCCUUCGCCAGCACCUAG